Molecule: messenger RNA, 2582 nt
Organism: Stylophora pistillata
Lineage: Eukaryota; Metazoa; Cnidaria; Anthozoa; Scleractinia; Pocilloporidae
Product: phosphatidylinositol-glycan-specific phospholipase D
Cellular component (GO): extracellular matrix; extracellular region
Molecular function (GO): GPI anchor phospholipase D activity
Source: RefSeq, a predicted model, not a curated record
UCUACCAGCGGUGAAGUAAAAAACUGAAAAAAAGACGCGAAAUGGCGGAGUUACUCAGCAGUCUGUUAAAGUUGUUUUCAUUUCUCUUUUUCCUACUCUGCUUUAUCGCUCUGCGAGUUUCCUCAUGUGGAAUCAGCACGCACAUAGACAUUGCCCAUCAAGCUAUCAACUGGUUUAAAGAUGCAAGGAAUAACACUGAUUACAGGGAAAUCGUUCUGAGGCAUCAAGAUGCGUUUAUAGGCGGAAAUCCAUACCCAGAUGCCAUGUAUUCAGGGUUGUGCUUUAAAGGAAAAUUUCACGAAGUUGCUGAAGAUACACACUGGGCUCCCUUUCUUAAUGCCACUGUUAGGUAUAUCAGAAAGAAAUACCCAAAACCUUGGGAUCAAGAGACGGAAAAGUUGGUUGCUUUUACCCUGGGAUUUGUAUCACACCAAGUAGCAGAUGUGACAUGGCACAGUCUUGGCAUUGAUCAAGGAUUCCUCACCACAAUGGGAGAUGUUAACUUCUUUGGAAAAAAACCAGCAGCUCAUAAUGUUGGGGACAUUGGUGGAGAUAUGGUUGCAUCAUUUGAAGGAGACACAAGGAAUAUAACUGCUAGCAUUAAUAAGUGGUAUGUUCCAAAAAAAAAUUUGGAAGAUAUUUAUCUUGAAUAUUAUGGGGAGAAAAAAAUUAACAAAGACGAGAUCGAACUCUGCACAGCCCUCCUUCUGCUUGGUUGGAUUGGAGAGCACUUUGGUGGAGCUAAGUUGUUUUCUAAGUAUUCAAAGACUUCUCCCUUUUUAAUGGAGAACCUGCACUCAUAUUUCCAAGGGGGUGUUGCAGACAUGGCAGCCUGGUCAGUUCUUCUUUGGCACAAAACUAUUGACAUGUUAGAACAUGGGACAGAUGUAUGUACUAUUCCACAUAGUCCUCUCUUUAUUUCCUGCAACAAGAGUGAUCCUGCCACAGUUUUAUCAAGGAGACAGUUUGACAAAAAUCUGAAGAAUCCUGGAACAGUUACACCAGCAGAAAUACUCAAACUUGUUGAUUUUUCUGAUAUAAAUUUUAAGCAGACCAAGAGAGGCACUUACUUUUCAUUGUCAGAAUCUCUUCAUAAAAAGAUGUUAAAAAACAAAAAUGUAUCGAGGGGUUGCCAUGGCUCUCAAAACUGCCAUUUAAGAGAGACGUCACGUGAGAACAGGGUAGAUCAAGAGACAUUAUCGAAACCUGCAGAAUAUUCAUCAUCUGUUCCUUAUGCAAGAUUAGGAUGGUCUCUUGCUUAUGGCAAUUUUAAUGGUCAGAAUAUUUCCUUAGUGAUUGGUGCACCUGGGUAUGGUACCCCAGGCAACAGCCAACAUGGUCGGGUAUAUCUUGUUACUAGUGAUGCCGACAGUGGCUUGCCUGAUAAAGACUUAGACUUGGAUGCAUCUGCUGAUAUGAUUCUGGAUGGUACUGUGGAGAAUGGACGGUUUGGUACUGCUUUGGCUGCAGUGGAUUUUAACAAAGAUGGAGUGGAUGACCUUGUUGUAAGUGCUCCAGCAACAGGUGCAAAUGAUCUUCAGUACACAGGCACAGUGUACAUUUUUUUCGGAACUAAAGGAGAAGGACUCAUUCACCACCCAAGUGUCACAAUUCAUGGGAAUGGAACAUAUUACAAUCUUGGUACAUCUCUCUUGGGGGCUGAUAUUGAUGGGGAUGGAUUUAAGGACCUCAUAAUUGGGUCUCCUUAUGCUCCUGAAGGAGGACCUCAGAGGGGAUCUAUUGCUGUGUUUUUAGCCAAGACACAUAUGAAGCCUGGUUUGGAUUUGUCCGUGCAUAGUGCAGACCUGAUGGCUGUUGGUGAACAAAAUUAUAGUUGGUUUGGUUAUUCAAUGACUGUGACAAGGGAAAGUGGAAAGAUAGUGUUACUUGUUGGUGCACCUACAUUCAGAUUAUGUGCCAAAAAGGACUGCAGCUACUCCAAGGAUGAUGUGCAAAGUGUUGGCAGGGUGUAUUUGUUCCUUCCUAACUUAUCACUCCAACAUAUGGCAACCAUAACAGGACAUCAGACAUUUAUGAAGCUAGGAACCAGCCUUUCUGUGGGGAAACCUUACAAUAACAGUGAAGACAUUCUUGCAGUAUCUGCUGCAACUCUGUCAUUUGAGGGCCAUUUGGUUGACGUGGAAGACAUACCAAUUUCCUUUAACCAAUCAGGUGCCAUCUACUUAGUGAACUCAACAAAAGUUCUGCAAAGUGGAACUGAUAUAUCUCUUAAUGAUUUGAGAUAUACUGCCAUUUUUGAAGGGGAUCGCAGCUAUGCUAGGUUUGGUUGGAGUUUGGAUUUCACUGAUGUGAACCGCGAUGACGUUACAGACUUAGUUUUCUCUGCACCAUUCAGAACGGAAGAUAUUACUGAGGAGUUGAAAGGAGCUGAAGAAGGACAGCUGUAUGUGUUCUAUGGGGGAAAGUCUUUUCCAUCUGGAAGAGCCACAAGAGAAUGUCAAGAAGUUGAACCUUGUCCUGGAGAAAAGGCAUCUUAUGUGUUGAAGAGGACUGAGGUACUGUACUGCUGUUAAAGGUGAUUUUGUAUGUGUGCGUAACCUUGAAUGUUCAACCUCUGCACA